ACUACUUCAUGUGGUGACACCGGCUUUUUGUUUUGAAUCAAACAUUCAGCGAUUACGACGUUUCUGGAGAACCAAAAAUAAUGAAAAUGCAGAUCACGUCAGCAGCUGGCAUACUUGCCCUGCUGGAGGAACCAGAGCCUGAAGUUAAGGUUUUCUCAUUGAAUAAACUGAACACAGUUGUAGAUGAAUUCUGGGCAGAAAUCUCUGAGGCAGUUGACAAGAUUGAGAUGCUGUAUGAAGAUACCACCUUCAAGCACAGAGAACUGGCAGCUCUGGUGGCUUCCAAGGUGUACUACCAUCUUGGGGCCUUUGAGGAGUCCGUCACCUAUGCCCUGGGCGCUGGCUCUCUCUUUGAUGUCAACGACACUUCGGAGUAUGUUGAGACUAUUAUUGCAAAAUGCAUUGAUAGUUACACUAGAAUGAGAGUCCACAAUGCAGAGAGCGAUGAAGUUGACCAGAAACCCAUGGAUUCCCGUCUGGAGGCAGUGGUGAACCGAAUGUUCCAAAGAUGUUUUGAUGACAAGCAGUUCAAACAGGCUGUAGGCAUUGCCUUAGAGACCAGGAGAAUUGACAUCUUUGAGAAGGCCAUUCUGCAACCUGAUAGUGUGUCAGACAUGAUGACGUACGCCUACAAGGUGACGAUGUCCCUGAUCCAGAACCGUCAGUUCCGAAACACCAUUCUCCGCGUGCUGGUCAAGAUGUACAUGGGACUCGCCACACCAGACUAUAUUAAUGUCUGCCAGUGUUACAUCUUCCUGGAUGAACCUCAAGCUGUGGCAGAGAUCCUGGAAAAACUGGUCAAGGACAGUGAGGAGAGCACCCUGAUGGCAUACCAGAUUGCCUUUGACCUCUAUGAGAGCGCCACUCAGCAGUUUUUACAGCGAGUGCAGUCGGCACUGAGGUCCACGGCACCUAUCCCUAUCCCAACAACGCCAGUAGGGAAGGCCACCAAACCAGAGGACUCUAAAGAGAGUACUAUGGAGACAGAGGACAGUACAAUUGAUGCAGACAGUGGGAAGACAGCUGAGAGUGCCACACCCAAACUGGAGGAUUUGAGUGAAUCUGACCGUAAGCUCCAGGAGCAGUUCACCAAGCUCCAUACUAUCCUAGGAGGUGACUUCAGUAUUGCUCUCAACCUGCAGUUUCUUAUCAGGAACAACAAGACAGACAUGUUGAUACUGAAGAAUACCAAGGAGGCAGUACGCAACUCUAUCUGCCACACAGCCACUGUGAUGGCCAACGCCUUCAUGCAUGCCGGCACUACAUGUGACCAGUUCCUCAGGGACAACCUGGAGUGGCUGGCCAGGGCCACAAACUGGGCCAAGUUCACGGCCACUGCCAGCCUCGGUGUCAUCCACAAGGGUCAUGAGAAGGAGGCUCUGAACUUGAUGUCCACCUACCUGCCCAAGGACACUGGUCCGGGGUCAGCUUACAGUGAGGGUGGUGGUCUGUAUGCUCUAGGUAAGUUAUCAGGAAUUUUUCUGGCUGACAGCAGGAAUCUGUACAAUUUUGCUAUUGAUACUUUAAUAUGUAACUGA
Messenger RNA from Lingula anatina, 1538 nucleotides. Its product is annotated as 26S proteasome non-ATPase regulatory subunit 1. NCBI's taxonomy places the organism in Eukaryota, Metazoa, Brachiopoda, Lingulata, Lingulida, Lingulidae. Gene Ontology annotation, cellular component: nucleus; proteasome storage granule; proteasome regulatory particle, base subcomplex. The record is from RefSeq and is a predicted model, not a curated record. Gene Ontology annotation, biological process: regulation of protein catabolic process; proteasome-mediated ubiquitin-dependent protein catabolic process. Gene Ontology annotation, molecular function: enzyme regulator activity.